AUGGGUGAAAUCGACCUUCCUACCGAAUCGGCGGAGCAAGUCUUUCCACUUGCUAUUAGUGAGUCCCUAGUCCCAGUCCGUGAAAGCAAAACGGCGGGAACAGUGCUUCUCUCUCUAGAUGGACUCCUAGAGCCCCCUCUACAAAUCAACGAAGAUCUGAAGGAUGGGUGUGGUGGGCAACCAUGGCCAGCCGGGAUUGUGCUCGCGAAAUAUAUGCUUCGCAAACACAAGUUUGACCUUUGUGGGAAAAUCAUUGUCGAGCUUGGUGCUGGAAGUGGCCUCGUCGGACUUGCAAUAGCACGAGGAUGCACAGUUGACUCGCCAAUAUACAUCACCGACCAAACCCCGAUGUUGUCACUAAUGCAAAGUAAUGUCCAGUUGAACGGUCUGUCCAACAUCGUCUACCCGACCGUACUCGAAUGGGGCAGGCCGCUCCCAGAGACUGUCCCAUCAACCACUGCCAUCAUUCUUGCGGCGGAUUGCGUCUACUUCGAACCUGCAUUUCCACUAUUACUAUCAACACUUCAAAGUCUCCUUACAAGUUCGCAUUCGUUGUGCUACUUUUGUUUCAAAAAGCGGCGCCGUGCGGAUCUUAGAUUCAUGAAACAAGCAAAGAAACUGUUUAAUCUGGUCGAAGUGAAGGAUGACCCCGAUCGCGAGUGCUAUUCAAAAGAAAACAUAUUUAUGUACGUCAUCACGAAGGGGGAUGUGAAAGCUGAAGAGCCAGGGGAGCGGAAGUAA
Molecule: messenger RNA, 741 nt
Organism: Histoplasma capsulatum G186AR
Lineage: Eukaryota; Fungi; Ascomycota; Eurotiomycetes; Onygenales; Ajellomycetaceae
Exons: 2
Coding region: 1-741 (246 amino acids)
Source: RefSeq, a predicted model, not a curated record